Molecule: messenger RNA, 2368 nt
Organism: Cuscuta campestris
Lineage: Eukaryota; Viridiplantae; Streptophyta; Magnoliopsida; Solanales; Convolvulaceae
Source: the annotation of a GenBank genome assembly
CUGUAGACAGCCCUCUUUAGUUUGAUUAGUUAACUCUAAAGAUGUCUGAACAAGUGAACACAGAAUAUGACUUGGAAAGUUGGAAUAGUUGAUGCUGUGUAUACCGGCAUUACAUAAAUUCACUUGAAGAAUGGAAAAAUUUACAAUGCCCGGCAAAAAGACAAAAAAGCUGACUGAUUUGAAGACCCAGGAGAGUUGUUUUGUUUAAUUUUUAUUUUUUAAAUUGUGAGUUGACUUUUUUUGCUCUGAUUUGCAUUUUCAACAAUAUACUUCCUAAGGAGCUUUUUUAAUGUUCCCAGUUUCUUUUUGAGAUAAAUGGAAAUGUUUAUUGUUGUUUUAUUGUUGUAUCUUUUCGGAAGCAACUGUGUGUGCUCCGUAUGAUUUCUUUCCCAUUGCAUAAUUGUGUGCGCUCCAUAUGAUUUCUCUCCCAUUGUCUAAAUCAAUGCUACACAAACAACCUCUCUGUGUUUGCAGGGAUAUGGCUGCUGCCUACAUCUUAAUUCCCUGACCCAUGGUGUUAGAAUUACAUUGAACUUGUUGCAUAAAUUUCAAUCACACAAUUUCACCUUUUUUAAAACUCCUUGUGUAAAGUCAAAUUUGGAGCAUACCGAAGGGUUUGAAGCAAUUUUUUUUCUCUGAAAUUUGUACUCCGUGAUAUAAAUAAGAGUACAUUACUUUUUCUAACAAUAAAAACACUUCUCAUCCCUGUGCGAGGAACUUCCGCCGUCGCUGUGGUCGUCGGCCAGGGAUUGUUACGAGGCGGCCGUUGGUGUUGCAGUUGCACAAAACCAAAGAUGGGCUGGAGGAGUAUGCAGAGUUCGCUCAUUUGCCAAGAGGACAGUUAGUUCACUGAGUUCUGUAUAUGAAUUACUCGCGCGAGGGAGGCUUAAUUUAUUAAGGUUCUGUUUACGUCUAUCUCAUUUGCUGACCCGUUCCUCAUGGCCUUGCUACAUUGACAGUGGUGAACUUAACAGUAAUUGAUUUGCCUGGUUUGACAAAGUUGGCUGUUGAAGGACAGCCAGAAAGUAUAGUCGAAGAAACUGAAGACAUGGCCCGGACCUAUUUCCAGAAGAGUUUCCCGGAGCUAAGACUGAAAAAACGGAUUGCAUCGAAAUGAGCUGGAUCCCAUCUGUCCUGUUCAUCGCCGGCUUUCGGCUGCACACUCCGACGAACACUCUCCAGGCCGGAAAACCCCCUUUCAAGAAUCAAGAACCACUUCAAAGCCAAAUCCGACUUCGUGAAAACCCCCAUCCCGGAAACAGGUCUGACCGGGCUAUGGGACCUUCUCCUGAAGGAAGACAACCCGAUGAUGAUACUCAACCCGUACGGCGGCAAGAUGGAGACGAUCCCGGAAUCCGCCACGCCGUUCCCGCACAGACGCGGCAACAUUUUCAUGAUCCAGUACCUGACCCUCUGGAGCGAGGACGACGUCACGGUGGCGGCGAAGCACGGCGUAUGGAUCGGAAAGUUGUACGAUUACAUGGAGCCGUACGUGUCGAGUUCUCCGAGGGAGGGAGGCGUAUGUGAACUACAUGGGCACGAACAAGAAUCAUGGGAAUGUUAAGUUAGUUCGUGCAAGCGAGUUCUUGGCCGGGGAACCCUUUAUUUCAAGGGCAACUUCCGGAGAUUGGCGCAGGCGAAGAAGAUGAUCGACCCCAACAACUUUUUCCGGCAUGAACAGAGUAUACCGGCAAUUUAACAAUCUCCGGCGGCGUCGAUGUGUACGCAGGAAGCUUCUAUGAUUCUAUCUUAUCAGAUGUUAUGUGGUCUAAAUCUCACCUGUACUGUAGCAUUUAAAAUGGGCGGGAACACUUUAGAAAAACAUAUCCUAUCAUUAUACUACCUCCGUCCCGUGAAACAUUUCCCCUUUCUUUUUUUAUCCGUCCCACAAAACACUUCUCAUUUCUAUUAAAAAGUCACUUUUACCCUUUACUUUUUCAUACCCUAACUAUCACAUCAUACCUUUUUACUAAUAAUCUAUCCAUCAAAUCAUACUUUUACCCAUCACAUCAAAGGACAUUUUUGGAAAUUCAAUACCAAAAUACACUCCAUUAAAUUCCUCCUAAAAAGCAAAUGUCCCAUGUUUCACGGGACGGAGGUAGUAUAUAGUAACAUGAGGUACGCAAGGAAGUACGUGCCUCAAGUAUGUGAUCAGAAGUUAUCCAAACUCCUCUCUUGGGGGACUUUGACAAGGGCAUUGAAGCAUGCGUGAUUUGAUCUUUUAAGUUGUCUGUGUGUUGUUCUUAGGUGUCAGGAUGUCACUAUUUGAAACCCUUUCUGUAACAUUAAGCUGUCCAUCUUUAUUUCCAGCCUGAUUGUUUCAUAUGCUUACCAUGGAGUUUGAAACAAAUAAUUUAUCUUAUACCAU